Alnus glutinosa is the source of this 753-nucleotide messenger RNA. RefSeq lists its product as uncharacterized. NCBI's taxonomy places the organism in Eukaryota, Viridiplantae, Streptophyta, Magnoliopsida, Fagales, Betulaceae. The record is from RefSeq and is a predicted model, not a curated record. The coding region runs from base 1 to 753 and encodes 250 amino acids. The transcript is spliced from 3 exons.
AUGGAAGACGACACGCUACUGAGCUCAGAAGUUCCGCUUAAGAAGGCUGCUGAGGAUGCUGCAAGUAAUGCCAAGGUAACAAAUGGAGGCUUACCUCAAUUAGGAAAAGAGGGAAAGAAAGAAGAGGAAGAAACUGAUGGAGAAUUCAUAAAAGUUGAGAAGGAAUCUAUAGAUGUGAAGGAUGCGUCACAUACAGUUGUAAUAGCAUCCGCAGAGGAUAACAAGCCAUCUGCCAUUGAGAGAAGUUCAAGCAAUCAGAGCAGAGAAUUAGAAGAAGACCAAGAGAAGAUGAGAGAACUUGAGUUUGAAUUGGAAAGACCAGCUGGAACAUUAAAGCAUUCUGAAUCUGACAACUCUCAGCUGAAGGAUGAUGUCUCGCUGACAAAGGAGAAGUUGGCAGAAAGUGGAAAGAAGUAUGAAGAGCUUGAACUCAGUCACAAGAAACUGCAAGAGCAUAUUAUGGAAGCCGACGAGAAAUACAGUGUGCAGCUAAACACUCGGCAAGAUGCACUGCAAGCUCAAGAAGCCAAAACCAAGGAGUUGACUGAGGUGAAGGAGGCAUUUGAUGGUCUCAGCCUUGAGCUAGAAAGCUCCGGAAAGAGGAUAAAGGAGUUGGAGGAUGAACUGCAAUGUUCUGCAGAACUAAAAUGCAGUGAUGCUGAAAGAGAAUUGAAAGAACUUUCUGAGAAGAUAUCUGAAUUAAAUGCUACAUCGAGAGUGGUCGAGGACGAAAACGUUCAGCUGAAUGGCUAA